CACCACCUGCAAUCAGCCCCAGUCUCUGGUCAUCUCCUGUACUAUGUCCGCAGUCUCUGGUCAUCUCCUGUACUAUGUCCGCAGUCUCUGGUCAUCUCCUUUACUGUGUCCGCAGUCUCUGGUCAUCUCCUGUACUGUGUCCGCAGUCUCUGGUCAUCUCCUGUACUGUGUCCGCAGUCUCUGGUCAUCUCCUGUACUGUGUCCGCAGUCCCUGGUCAUCCCCUGUACUGUGUCGCAGUCUCUGGUCAUCUCCUGUACUAUGUCCACAGUCUCUGAUCAUCGCCUGUACUAUGUCCGCAGUCUCUGGUCAUCUCCUGUACUGUGUCCGCAG
Molecule: messenger RNA, 331 nt
Organism: Staurois parvus
Lineage: Eukaryota; Metazoa; Chordata; Amphibia; Anura; Ranidae
Source: the annotation of a GenBank genome assembly